This is a messenger RNA of Serpula lacrymans var. lacrymans S7.9, 412 nucleotides long. RefSeq lists its product as uncharacterized. The transcript has a single exon. NCBI's taxonomy places the organism in Eukaryota, Fungi, Basidiomycota, Agaricomycetes, Boletales, Serpulaceae. The record is from RefSeq and is a predicted model, not a curated record. The annotation marks the transcript as partial.
CAGUAGAUGUCGGGUCAAGAUAUAGUACCUCGUCUCGCUCACCCCGUUCACAAAGCAGCCCGUCUAGCGCUGAAUUUUCACCGAAGCUAAAUAGGAAGAAGACGGUCAUAACACCUAGUCAUCAUCCACCUCCAACAACUGCUCUGCCACUGAUCCCUCCUGUGGCACCAAUACCGGCGCCUGCUAUCUGAUACUAUCAACAAUUUCACACCUAGGAUAUACGCCUGCAACGCUCCUCGAUAUGAAGAUAUAGAAAGAGUGGACCUUUACAAUCUAAGCCAAGUUUUCUUAUAGUUUUAACUGUUGCAUCCCUCUUCAUUCGGCGCUCUGAACAUUAGGGUUUAUUGCGUCAUAUAUUUAUAUUUCAGGAGUAUAUACUAGAAUAUGGGCUUUGCUUAAGAUGUAUACAGAG